AUGGGACAAAUUCUAUCACAACCAAUUACUGAGAAACACUCAGAAGAGGGUCAAGACAAAUAUUUGGCAUAUGGUUUGUCAAGUAUGCAAGGGUGGAGAAUCAAUAUGGAAGAUGCCCAUGCCACAGUUUUAGACUUGAAUAAAUUUGUUGAUGAUGAGACCAACAAGGGUGAGGAAGACAAUGAUGAGGGGGAUCAUGAUGAAAAGGAUAAAACUGAGGCGGCCAAAACUGAUGGAGUCAAAACUGAUGCCAAUGAGGCGGAAAAGGAGAAUGCUGAUUAUGUCGCGUUUUUUGGUGUCUACGAUGGUCAUGGUGGAGAAAAGGCUGCUAUAUUCACUGGCGAGCAUUUACACAAAUUGAUUAGAAGUACAUCACAAUACCAAGGGAAAGACUAUACCAACGCAUUGAAACAAGGAUUUUUAGACUGUGACCAAGCAAUAUUGAAGGAUCUAUACAUGCGUGAUGACGACAGUGGAUGUGCUGCUACCACCGUACUUAUCACACCUAAAAGUAUCUAUUGUGGUAAUGCUGGAGACUCGCGUACAAUUAUGUCGAUUGAUGGUGUAGCUAAGGCCCUAUCGUUUGACCACAAACCAUCCUUGGAGGGUGAAAAGUCUCGUAUAAUGGCUGCUGGAGGUUACGUUGAUGCAGACAGAGUCAAUGGAAAUUUAGCUCUUUCGCGAUCCAUUGCAGAUUUUGAGUUCAAAAAGUCAGUCGACCUUCCUCCAGAAGAACAAGUUGUCACGUGUUAUCCCGAUGUUAUCACCCACCAAAUAAACUUGGAACAGGACGAAUUUGUUGUUUUAGCUUGCGAUGGUAUUUGGGACUGUAUGCACCCACAACAGGUUAUCGAUUUUAUAAGGAGAGCAAUUCGCGAGGAGAAAACCCUUGAGAAAAUUUGUGAGGAGAUUAUGGAUCUUUGUUGCUCACCCACUUCUGAUGGUUCCGGUAUAGGAUGUGAUAAUAUGUCCAUUGUCAUAGUGGCUCUUUUACGCAACGAUGAAGGUAUCGAGGGCUGGAAAAAGAGGAUUAUCGAGAAAAUAGGCGACAAAGAUUUCGGAGACUCCUUUUUAAAACCUGAACACCCGAGGUGUGGACGGAUUGAAGAUGGUGGCGAGGAAGAGGAACCAGAAACUGGCGCUACUAUUUCCUUGGAGCAGUUAUUAUCAGGAAAUGCCGUUACGACUGAAAACGGAGUUGUUUAUUUAGAUACUGCCUCUGCCCAGUCGUUGUUGGAGAGAUUUAAAUAG
Molecule: messenger RNA, 1251 nt
Organism: Lodderomyces margitis
Lineage: Eukaryota; Fungi; Ascomycota; Pichiomycetes; Serinales; Debaryomycetaceae
Gene: PTC2
Product: type 2C protein phosphatase
Exons: 1
Coding region: 1-1251 (416 amino acids)
Biological process (GO): protein dephosphorylation
Molecular function (GO): protein serine/threonine phosphatase activity; cation binding
Source: RefSeq, a predicted model, not a curated record